UUACUGUGGGAAAGAGAGUAGUCUACUAUAGCCUAGAGCUAGGAAUUUGAAUUUUGGUAACGUCUGACCAUUUCAGGAUGGCAAUGGUACUCAACCCAGGCCUGGCUCUCCUACCAGGUUGCUCCAGCACCAUGUCACAAAGCGGUCUGCUCUGCCUGAAAGGAAACAGCAGAGUCCCUUGUGGUGCUCUUGUGCUACUGACCACCUGCUCAGACACACAAUCCCUCAGUCGCACAACUUGUGGUCUGUCUCAGGAAACAUACUAAAGGUGACCAUGACGGAAGCAGAACUGUUGUCUCAGGAGAAGAAGAAGAAGAAGAAGAAGAACAAGAGACACCAACUAGGGGCGGCGCCAGAGCCCAGCAGUCCUCAUGAGACAACCACUGGAGUGGACUCAGAGCCCAGCAUUCCUCAUGAGACAACCACUGGAGUGGACUCAGAGCCCAGCAGUCCUCAUGAGACAACCACUGGAGUGGACUCAGAGCCCAGCAGUCCUCAUGAGACAACCACUGGAGUGGACUCUGUCAAGACACAUACACACAAGAAGAAGAAGAAGAAGAAAUCAAAGAGAGCUGAUGAGGAUACACCAGCUGAGGUUCCGUGUGGAGUUAGUGACAGAAAAAAGAAAAGAAAACAUGAAGCAGUGACACCAGUGAUGACGGAAGAGUCUACAGAUGUUGCUCUUCCCCAGGAGGGAGAAGUGAGGAAAAAGAAGAGGAGGAGGACUGAAGAGGCAGUCUCCGCUGGAGAGAACACCGGGCGCGGGACGUGUCACUUUCCUCGGUGCAAAUGGACAGUGGGGCAGUCCAACAGAAGCCGCCAAGAGCAAGUCCGAGAAGACCAGAAAGACUGCAGACAGACAAGCCAGCGCGGACACACAGCCUGCAGAAAACACACACAUGCACACACACACACCGCCUCACACGGAUGA
Molecule: messenger RNA, 931 nt
Organism: Alosa alosa (allis shad)
Lineage: Eukaryota; Metazoa; Chordata; Actinopteri; Clupeiformes; Clupeidae
Product: RNA-binding motif protein, X-linked 2-like
Exons: 3
Coding region: 275-931 (218 amino acids)
Source: RefSeq, a predicted model, not a curated record